This is a messenger RNA of Thecamonas trahens ATCC 50062, 585 nucleotides long. RefSeq names its product cytoplasmic RNA-binding protein. The transcript has 2 exons. Lineage: Eukaryota; Apusomonadida; Apusomonadidae. The record is from RefSeq and is a predicted model, not a curated record. The coding region runs from base 1 to 585 and encodes 194 amino acids. Gene Ontology annotation, molecular function: RNA binding.
AUGAAUCUUGAUGGUGUGGAGGCUGAGGCGAGCAAGCCGACGAGCGAGAGUGCGGCGGCACCGGUGGAUGAUGCCGCAGCGGAGCUGGAGGCUAUGCUGGCAUCGGUGCAGAAGCUGGAUGAGGAGGCGGCGAUGAUGGCCAAGCUGCAGGCGGCCGAGGAGGUCGGGAGCGGUGCUGCGGCGAGCGGAGAGGCUGCCAGCACGACUGGUGGCGAGGAGAAGGGCGGGCUUGGACGCGGUGGUGUCGACGAUGAGGUCGACUACGAGGAGAUGAACGCGCGGACAGUGCUGGUGACCAACGUCGACUUCUCGGCCACGGACGACGAUCUGACCGAGCACUUUAGCUCGUGCGGCGCCAUCCGCCGCAUCACCAUCGCCAAGGACAAGUUCACUGGUCGCCCGCGCGGCUUUGCCUACGUCCAGUUUGACGACAAGGACAAUGUGUACAACGCCAUCCUCCUCAACGAGUCGCUGCUCAAGGGCCGGCUCAUCAAGGUUGUGCCCAAGCAGACCGGCCGAGGCCGCCGCCGCCGUCGUCGUCGGCGUCGCCGCCGCCGCCGCUCCUCGUACUAUGCCCCGUAUUGA